Molecule: messenger RNA, 1814 nt
Organism: Aphis gossypii (cotton aphid)
Lineage: Eukaryota; Metazoa; Arthropoda; Insecta; Hemiptera; Aphididae
Product: ankyrin repeat, SAM and basic leucine zipper domain-containing protein 1-like
Exons: 2
Coding region: 216-1685 (489 amino acids)
Cellular component (GO): cytoplasm; nucleus
Molecular function (GO): protein binding
Source: RefSeq, a predicted model, not a curated record
UAUGUAGAAUUAACCUUAGGCAGUUAACUGUCUCUACUAUUUUUUUAGAGAAUAGGUAGUACCUGUUGUACACUUGUACCAGUAUGCUGUUUGAUCAAUGUCAUUGAGUUGUGCGAUUUUUAUUUUUAUUUUCUGUUCAUUAUUAAAUUCUACAACAUGUUUGUUUUUUAUGUCUUCAAUGCUUUUGAAAUACUAUGAUCACAUAAAAAUUAAUCAUGUUUACUGCUUUUGGUUGUACUGAUACAACAUUUAUUUUAAAUUUUUAUUAUCAAUGUAUGUGUCCAGUGGUUAACAUAAAUAUUAAGAAAUCUGAACGAAUAUGUAGAAAACAAAAACCCAAAACAGUUCCAAUAAGCAUCAAAAUGAAAUUAAAGGAAAAUAUUGUUCCAGCUGGUUGGGAAAGUGAUGAGUAUGACGAAUUUGGUGAUAUUAUUCAAUACCCAUCAUAUCACGUAAAACCAGAAGAAGAAGACUUUCAAUUAACAUUGAAAAACGCUUGUGCAACAAAUAAUGUAUCAGAAAUCACCCGUGCUUUAAACUCUGAAACUGUUAAUACUAACAGUUAUUUGAAUGACGGUUGGACACCUUUGAUGCAUGCAGCAUUUAACGGAUCUUUAGAUGCUGUAAGAUAUCUUUUAGAGAAUGGUGCUGAUCCAUUAAUAAUGUAUGACUGUCAUAAUGUUAUAAUGUGUGUAUGUAAUUGUAGUAGAUUUACUAAUGAAUUGGACUUAUUAAAUUGUCUAAAGCUUUUAGCAAAUUUUAGUUCUAUUGACAUAAAUUCUAAAGAUAGAUUAGGAUCAACAGCACUCAUGUAUGCAUGCUCCAAUGGUUGGUUGAAAUUAGUAGAGUUUCUAGUCGACCAUGGUGCAGAUAUAGAGUUGAAAGAUCAUCAGGCUGGAGAGACAGCUCUAUUUUAUGCAGUUCGUUCCAACCAUGUUAAUAUUGUAGAAUUUUUAUUAUCAAAAGGAGCUGACAGAGAAGCCACUGAUAAUAAAUGUCAAACAGUGUAUAGAAUAGCUGAAAAUAAAAACAUGGUUGAUAUUUUAAAUUUAUUGAAUAUCAAUUAUAAAAAUGCACAACUAGAAGUUUAUUAUUUAGGAGAAGAACAUCCUUACUGGGAUGAAGUUAUGACUGAAUUAGAAAAUGGUUUUAGUAAAGAUAUUAAAUCAUUUUUAGAAGUAUUAUCAAUGGAUAUCUAUGCAGACAGUCUAAUUUCCAAUAAUGUAACUUUUAAAAAAUUACUUACUGGAAAUAAUGAUCAAUUUAUUAAUAUGGGAAUUACUUUAUCACCACAUCGUAAACUUUUGGCUAUUGCGCUUAAAUGUUUUCAUACAUGGAAUUGGUCUAAUUAUUCUUUAGAUGUUAAAAAGAAAGAUAUGGAUGCUGAAAAAAUUGCCCAGACAUUAGGGAUAGUAGUAAGACAAUUGCAUAUAUUGGAUGCUUCAAUAAAGUACUUAGGAAUUCAUAGUUAUGGUUUAGAUCAACAGAAAGGUCAAGAAGCCAUUAAUCAUUUGAAAAAAAUCAGAGUUUUGGAAGAUAAAAUAUUUACAUUAUUGGAUCAAGAAGAAAGAAUAGGUCAAGUGGAUUACACAGGACGUAAAAAAAGAAAUCGAAAUAUGAAAAUGAAAACUGAUAAGUUGUUUGCUAGUGUAGCUGUUAUUUUAGUAUUAUUUCGCAUAUUUUAAAUUUAUUUUUAAACUUUGUGCUUGAAGAACUGUAAAAUGUUGUCGAUAUUGUAAAUGUUAUUAAUUGUAAAACUUAGUCAUUUUUGUAUUUUUCAACUAAUAAUAUAUUAAAUAUAAUUAUGUAUUUUA